CGACGCGUCCGCCGCGCUCCCAGGACGCGCCGGCCCGCGGGAGAAAUGUUGCUGAAGUGCUGCUGAAAGGGCCACAGAUGCAAGGAUUGGGACACAUUUUGAACUUUUAAGCUGUCUGACAUUGACCUCCUUUCAUUAUUAAUAAAGAAGCAGCAGGAGCUUAGGAUGUAUUAACACCAACUCAUUAAUAUACUAACCGGACAAUGUUCUGCAACAAUUCUGCAUUGUAAAGAACUGGAUUGGCAAAAUAAAAUAAUUUCGUAUUGUACUCAGCUUAUAAUAUGACUCCAUGGAGGAAAAUUUGAUAAGCAUGAGGGAAGACCAUUCUUUUCAUGUUCGUUACAGAAUGGAAGCUUCUUGUCUAGAACUUGCCUUGGAGGGGGAACGUCUGUGUAAAUUAGGAGACUGCCGUGCUGGUGUGUCCUUCUUUGAAGCUGCAGUUCAAGUUGGAACUGAAGACCUAAAAACACUGAGUGCUAUUUACAGCCAGCUGGGCAAUGCUUAUUUUUAUUUGCAUGAUUAUGCCAAAGCAUUAGAAUACCAUCAUCAUGAUUUAACUCUUGCAAGGACUAUUGGAGACCAGUUGGGGGAGGCCAAAGCUAGUGGUAAUCUGGGGAACACCUUAAAGGUCCUUGGGAAUUUUGAUGAAGCUGUAGUUUGUUGUCAGCGACACCUGGACAUUUCCAGAGAGCUUAAUGACAAGGUGGGAGAAGCAAGAGCACUUUACAAUCUUGGAAAUGUGUAUCACGCCAAAGGGAAAAGUUUUGGCUGCCCUGGUCCUCAGGAUGUAGGAGAAUUUCCAGAAGAAGUGAGAAACGCUCUGCAGGCAGCUGUGGAUUAUUAUGAGGAAAACCUAUCACUAGUGACUGCUCUGGGUGACCGAGCAGCCCAAGGACGUGCCUUUGGAAAUCUUGGAAACACACAUUACCUCCUUGGCAACUUCAGGGAUGCUGUUAUAGCUCAUGAGCAGCGUCUCCUUAUUGCAAAAGAAUUUGGAGAUAAAGCAGCUGAAAGAAGAGCAUAUAGCAACCUUGGAAAUGCAUAUAUAUUUCUUGGAGAAUUUGAAACUGCCUCUGAAUACUACAAAAAGACACUACUAUUGGCUCGACAGCUUAAAGACAGAGCUGUAGAAGCACAGUCUUGCUACAGUCUUGGAAAUACAUAUACUUUACUUCAGGACUACGAAAAGGCCAUUGAUUAUCAUCUGAAGCACUUAGCAAUUGCUCAAGAGCUAAAUGAUAGAAUUGGUGAAGGAAGAGCAUGUUGGAGCUUAGGAAAUGCAUACACAGCUCUAGGAAAUCAUGAUCAAGCGAUGCAUUUUGCUGAAAAGCACUUGGAAAUUUCAAGAGAGGUUGGGGAUAGAAGUGGUGAACUAACAGCACGACUGAAUCUCUCAGAUCUUCAAAUGGUUCUUGGUCUGAGUUACAGCACAAAUAAUUCAAUAAUGUCUGAAAAUAUUGAAAUUGAUAACAGUUUGCAUGGUGCACGCCCUAAGUUUGGACGCCGACACAGUAUGGAAAAUAUGGAACUUAUGAAGUUAACACCAGAAAAGGUACAGAACUGGAACAGUGAAAUUCUUGCUAAACAAAAACCUCUUAUUGCCAAACCUUCAAAGCUGCUCUUUGUCAACAGAUUGAAGGGGAAAAAAUACAAAACUAAUUCCUCCACUAAAGUUCUCCAAGAUGCCAGUAAUUCUGUUGAUCACCGAAUUCCAAAUUCUCAGAGGAAAAUCAGUGCAGAUAGUAUUGCAGACGAAGGGUUCUUUGACCUCUUAAGCCGAUUUCAAAGCAAUCGGAUGGAUGAUCAGAGGUGCUGCUUACAAGAAAAGAACUGCAGAACAGCCUCAACCACAGCUGCUUCCACUCCCCCUAGAAUGAUGCUAAAAACGCCACCUGUUUCCAUGGUGUCCCCGAACACGGAUGAGUUUUUAGAUCUUCUUGCCAGCUCGCAGAGCCGCCGUCUGGAUGACCAGAGGGCCAGUUUCAGUAAUUUGCCAGGGCUUCGUCUGACACAAAACAUCAGUCAGUCGGUACUUGGCCACCUGAUGACUAAUGACAACAAGGAGCCUGAUGAAGACUUCUUUGACAUCCUUGUAAAAUGCCAAGGGUCCAGAUUAGAUGAUCAAAGAUGUGCUCUACCUCCUGCUGCCACAAAGGGACCCACAGUACCAGAUGAGGACUUCUUUAGCCUUAUUUUACGGUCUCAGGCGAAAAGGAUGGAUGAACAGCGAGUUCUUUUACAAAGAGAUCAAAACAGAGACACAGAAUUUGGGCUGAAGGACUGUUUGCAAAGUAAUACUUUGUUGGAAUUUAAAAAUUCAGGAAAAAAAUAAGCAAACCACUAGUUACUAUGUGUAUAUUUUUUAAAAGCAACCUUAUUUCCUUUCAGAACACUGCAGGGAAAUUCAAUCUUAUUACUUUUUUCCUUAAAAGGAGAAAUUAUAGCACUGUAAUACAGCUCAAAAUGUUUUUAGAAUGAUGUACAUAUUUAACCUGUAAUAGUGUACUAUUAAUUACAUUCCUCCAGACACUCACUUGUUUCAGGGUGGAGGUGUCUUAUAAGGUGCUUCAUCAACUUUUGUGAUUACUGCUUGGGACUGUGUUCUUUGGCAACUUACUCGAGUCCUUUACCUGGUGUGUGUUUGUAAAGUAGGAAGUUAAAUGAAUCCUAGACUAGAAUUUAAUCCUCUUGCUGAGAUAAUUUUUUAAAAUCUUAAUUGACAGUGGCGUUUUUUUAUACUUAACCAUGGAUGUAGUGAGAAAUUAUGCUGUUUAGUAAAAUAAUGUACUUGACCAAUGUGUAAAAAAGUUAUAUAAAGUAAUUGUAAGAAAAAUCUAGAUUUUUUUCCUCUAAGAAAAUCUAUUUUCAAUAUAUUAUUUUUAGGCCAAAGCCAUUAUAAAAGAAACUCUUAAUAAACUUCUUUUAGCAUGUUUGGGGUCUUUGUUUAA
Messenger RNA from Ceratotherium simum simum (southern white rhinoceros), 2948 nucleotides. The record is from RefSeq and is a predicted model, not a curated record. Lineage: Eukaryota; Metazoa; Chordata; Mammalia; Perissodactyla; Rhinocerotidae.